This is a messenger RNA of Hydractinia symbiolongicarpus, 2241 nucleotides long. RefSeq lists its product as uncharacterized. The coding region runs from base 55 to 2022 and encodes 655 amino acids. The transcript is spliced from 2 exons. Gene Ontology annotation, molecular function: zinc ion binding. The record is from RefSeq and is a predicted model, not a curated record. Lineage: Eukaryota; Metazoa; Cnidaria; Hydrozoa; Anthoathecata; Hydractiniidae.
AAAGGCCCGAAAAUUUUACAAUCCUGGUCACCAAAUGUACGGCCGAAAUACUGUAUGGUCGAUUUUGACGAAAAAGAAAUCACAGCUCUGGAAGAGGUCUUUCCUGGAACAAGUGUAUUCCUCUGUGAUUUCCAUCGUGAGCAAGCAUGGACACGAUGGACGUCGAAAGCAGACAACGGUGUGGCUGCGUACGCCGACGAUGUGAAAGUCCGUUUAAGACGCAUUGAUCACGCAUCCGAAAAAAAUGAAAUAGAAACAGCUUUAUCGGAUUUUAUGCGGUGGGAACGGUACACAGGAAAAUUGCGCAAUUGGUUUUCGAACACGUGGCGACCAGAAAUCAAAAGAUGGGCUGUUUACUACAGACCAAUUGACUUAAUGUUAACAAAUACUAACAACGGGACAGAGAGAUUGAAUCGAGAACUGAAAUCUGAACAGCUAAAUGAUUAUAGAAAGUGUUCUUUAAGCGAAAUGCUGACUGUCGUCAUUGAUGAUUUCUUGCCAGAUUUGUAUAACCGAUAUGUGGAAUUGAACGUACGCUACUCGAAUAAACACAAAAAGUACGUUACUGGAUUGCCGGCUUAUUUAGAAAAUCGGCCAAAGAAUAUCGUCAACCACAUCUUGGCUCGUCAGGGGGCUGUGGAUCAAGAAAUGGUCGAAUCAGUAUGUCAUGUAAGUAACAGCGUUUUUACAGUGCAAAGCUCUGUGCAAUAUACUGUCGAGAAGAAAACCUAUCGAGUAGAUUUCGGUGACGAAAACACAACAUGUAGCUGCACUUGUCCGGACUUCAAACGUAAUCGCAUGCUCUGCAAACAUUUCUGCAGUGUUAUAAAAUCUGGUAAAAGACAAUUCGAAGAUUUAUCACCACUCUUUUCCAAACAUGUCUGGACAACCCUGGAUGAAGAGUUAUUUCAAUGCACAUCUACUAUCACAAUAACAACCAACUCUUCACCAACAGAAAACUCGCCGCUAACAACCAAGUCGCCAACACCAAUGGACAGUACCGAACAUACAGACGUACCGCAGCAGGAGAAUGAUUAUAGUAGUAAAGUAAGUAAAUUUGAGACCCCUGUGAUUAUUACAGCUAAUCAUAAUAUACACACAUACAGAAACAGUCUCAAAGAAAGUCAAAUAAGUUUGAGAGUAAAAUUAAAAGAAUUUUACAACUUAACAUAUCUUGUGAAGGACGAGGAGCUGUUGAGAUCAUACACCACUGAAAUUACAGCAUUAUUGAAUUCCGCAAAAACAACUCUUCAAACAGCACAAAAGGCAAAUUUAAUACAAAGUUCGCCUAAUUUGAAAAGGAGAGCCAGUGCAUCUAUCUCCAGACCAUCAAUUGCUCCGAAAAAGUUUAAAAAGUCAUUUUCGAUAAACAAAAAACUCCCAUACUCACAUAGAAUUGGUCAGAGGGCCAAGAUGAUGCGUCAACUUUACAGGGCAAAGAUUUUCAUCACAGAUAAGAAUACUGUCGGUGUAAAGACAACGGUUGUAUGUGAUUUACAAGAUAGAGCGGUUCAUGAUGAACAGGUGACCGCUGGUUCUACUGAUCAUGAUCUUGUAGAAACGCAUUUCGUUCCGCCAAACAGAAAUCGAAGAGAAAGAUGCAGGAUGUCAGCAAGAAUGUCAGAAGAAAUCAAGAAUGAUAUUUUAAAUGGUCAUAGACUGCGAGAUGAUGCAAUCAAUUUAUGCCAGAAAAUAUUGAAGUUGCAGUUCCCUUUAGUGAACGGGUUCGAAGAUACCGAUUCUGGUGAAAAGGGAUGGUUCAGUCAUCACAAAGAAAAUUUUGCACAGAUACUAUUUCAUGCAGAUCACUGGACUGCUGUGUUUUCCUUGGAUGAUAAAGAGAUAUAUUAUUGCGACUCACUUGCUGGAAGAAUUGCUGAAGCGGUAUGGAAGCAGAUAGCCGAUAUCGCAUUCACUUCAGAAAGCACCUUAUCUGUUAACAUUUCUCCUGUCCAUCAACAAAAAAACUCUAUUGAUUGUGGAGUUUUUGCCGUAGCUCAUGUUCAUGGCUUUUUGCAGUAAAUGCGAGGAAUGGUAUCACAGAAAGUGUGUGUCCAUUCCUUUAAAAGUAUUUAAAAACGAUGACGAGGCUGUUAAAUGGAAGUGUGGAAAGUGUUAAUGUUUAUUUAAAACAGUGUAUUUCUCUUUCUUAUCAUUAUGAUUUUACUAAGCGUUUUUUAUAUAUUGUUUUUUUAUUUACAUUUUACAUACUUUUUUUUAAAAAAAAAAGAUAAAAUGAUG